Zonotrichia albicollis (white-throated sparrow) is the source of this 3508-nucleotide messenger RNA. The record is from RefSeq and is a predicted model, not a curated record. Lineage: Eukaryota; Metazoa; Chordata; Aves; Passeriformes; Passerellidae.
AGACGCUCUGGUGGGAGAAGGGGCUCGACACGGGAGCUCUGUUUCUGCUGUUUUCCAUGAGGUUUUCUUUUUGGCUGCCUCCAAGCAAUUCCUGGCACUUGUUUAUAAGUGUUCGUAGAGCUCCGGACCAAGGCAUGACCCUGGUAAUACAAACAUUUUGGGAAAUGGGAUUUAUAAAGAAGCAUAGUGCACAGCCACACCCUUCAUCCUCCAACAAUAAGUUUGCCAAAAGAGCAAAUCUUUGUCUUCAGAGAUUCUCACAGAAACAGAGGAUAAAAACAGUAUCUUCUAUCAUGUUUACACCUACAGUGCCAAAAAAAAAUGCUGGUGUCUUAGAAAGCAUGAGAAAAAUAGAAAAGACUGAGUUUGGAGAAUGGUGUUUUGUAGAAAAACUGAAGCAGCUUCAUUGCUUCAUCAUCGUAGAAGAAUCAUUAACAAACAACUUAAUGACAGCCAGUCAGUAGAUGCUGGAAGAAAAUUGCUGGUGACGUGGUUUUUAAUAGGCAAAAAAAUGGCCCAGCUCCAAACCACUGAGUGUUUAAAUUAGGCCAGAAGGAGGAUGAAGAGAGCAAUGGGAUUCACUCAGGUUUUCAAGGAGUACACUGAGGAAGCAUGCUGAGAACUAGAGGUGGUUUCAGUGGAGCUAGCAGGAGGGGUGUUUUGGAACCAGGUUAGCAGACAGCAAUUUAACUUAAAAAGAGCACAAAAAAUGGAUGCUGACUUUUUAAUCCUACACUCUGUUGUUCAAUUGCAGAGCAUAACAUGCUGGAGGAAGAAGUUCCUUGAAACAUUCUUCUCCAACGUACUCCAUGGUGUCCUGGACGUUUCCUCUGACUGGCGCCUCCACGACCGUCACUUCUCUCCGCUGCUGCACAGCUCCCCGCACGUUUCCCAGCUCACCCUGUGCAACAUGCUGCAGGGGGCUGUGGAACUCACUGCCCAGCACAACCACGAGGUGCUGGAAAACCUGGCUGCCUCCCUGCGGGUCCUGAAGUUCCAGCACCUCCUCUCCUGUGACCAGUCUAUCAGGCGCUCAUUGGUUUUGCUCCUCCACCGGCUGAUCCACCACGGCUCUGUCAGCCAGGUGUCCAUGUGCUCCUGGCCUGUUCCUGACACGGUUCUUCUCAUCCUCAUCCUCACCAUGAGCGCUGGGUUUUGGCGCUCAGGAAAUGCCCUCGCCUGUCAGGGCAGCCCUUGUGGCCUUUGCAGAGAGGAGGACCAGGCCCAAAGCCAGCAGUCAGCACAGGAGGGAGCAGAGAGGGGCUGUGAUGCUGAGCGGGAGGGGAGCGGUGCUGAGAACCAGAAGAGAUCCCCGAAAGAGGCUGAUGCUUGCAUGACCUCUGUCCUCUCUGGCCCCAGAAGUGCUCCCCUCCAAAACCCAGCGUGUGAAGAGACAAGCAGUGAGGUGUCCUGUGGCCACACCAACAUUCAGGGUGGCUCUUCCCCUCGUUCCAGCUCACAGCAGCUGUCCUGUCACCCUGUUCCUCGAAAGACACGCAGAUGGCAGAAACCUGCAGUGGGGAGGAAACGUCGCUGCCUCAGGCGGAGCAGGGGACACUAUGCUGACCCAGAAGAUCUCUACGAUUUUGUUUUUACUGUUGCUAGAGAGGAUAAUUCAGGGUUACUGGACAAAACCAGGACCACAGAGGGAGAGAACACUGAGAAUUGGACUAGUUCUUCCCCAGGAUCUCCAUGCACUGGCCAUGUUGGCUGUAAGAAAAGAGGAGGACCUGCUGCAACCCUUUCUCUGAAAGCUGCUCACCGCUUCCGAAGUGUCUCCACGCUGGAAUUGUUCUCCAUUCCUUUGACUGGGGAGACAUGUCGGACUCUGAGUAACCUGCUGAGCUCCUGGGUGUCUUUAGAAAACCUGGUUCUAUCCUACAAUGGCCUGAAUGCCAACAUCUCCUGCAUCCUGUCCGGGCUCCGGGCCCUGUCGCGGCACCCCGAGUGCCGGUUCCGCGUGCUCCGCGUGAGCGACAUGUUCUCGCACAUGCCCUGCAUGGAGCUCGUGCGCUGCGCCCUGAGCGCCCUGCCCCAGCUCCACACGCUCUCUGUCAGCUUCGACCUCAAAAACCAGCUGGAGGCCACCAGGCUAGAGGCGAGUCCAAGCUGCAGUGAGGCAGAAAUCCCAGAAAGCUGCCUGGAGGUGCUGGAGAUGCGAUUCCCUAGGGAACCUCUGCAUGCUGCGCUCCUGCUGCCGGUGCUCAAGGCGUCCAAGUCCCUCCAGCAGCUGUCCCUUGACAGUGCCACCCUGCCCUGCCCCCAGGAGCUGGGGCUCCUUUUGGAGGUGCUCAAAGAGUGUACUCCAAAUUUGAAGAAACUGAGCUUUCAUGAUGUGAACCUGGCUGAGCACCAGAAAGAAGUUCUGCUUCUGCUCCAGGAUCCUGGCCUACAAGAAAUCACCUUUUCCUUCUGCCGGCUGUUUGAAAGCUCCACUGCUGAGUUUUUGUCAGAAAUAAUCAAUACAGUGAAAAGAAAUUCAUCACUCAAGAGCCUCAAACUGCCUGGGAACCGCCUUGGGAAUCACAGGCUGGUUGCCCUUGCAGACAUUUUCUCUGAAGAUUCCUCCUCUUCUCUCUGCCAGCUGGAUGUCAGCUCAAACUGCAUCAAACCUGAUGGGCUCCUGGAGUUCACCAAGAAGCUGGAAGGCCACAUCCAGCAGAGAGGGGGACAGCUUCCAUUCACACAGCUGCGCCUGUUCCAGAACUGGCUGGACCAGGAUGCAGAGACAGCGCAGGAGGCGCUGCGGCGGCUCAGGGCCCUGUGCAGCGUUGUCAGCGACGCCUGGGACUCCUCCCAGGCCUUUGCUGACUACAUCAGUGUCAUGUAGGGACACAGGAGCAGGGGAAACCCAUCUCCAUCUCAUUUCACAGCACAAGCUGGGGGUUCUUCCCCCUUUCAAGCAGUACAGCUUUGCUCCUUUCACUCUGCUGUUCAUUUGAAGGAGUGUGACACUGCCGUGACACAGCAGAGCACAUGGGCCAACUGCUGUAUUUCCAGGUGAUCCAACUCUGCCAUCUUUUCGAGUAUCAUAAAUGGACAUACAUCAAAUCAGCUUCUGAAACAGUUGUUUACAUCACUGGGUGUGUGACAGAUUUCAUGUUGUUUCAGCCAAUGUCUCACCAAUAACCAUCUCCAGCAUGGGAGAGACUCAAAAGCCAUUGGGUUGUGGUCCUUGACAACCAGGUCUAGGUGCUCUUGUUUUUGAGAAGUAUUGGACAGUAUCACCUGACAUCCCUUCCAACUUCUUCAUUUUGUGGUCUGUGCAAUAGGAACUCCUCCCUCCACUAAAGGGACGAGAAAACAAGCUAACAAAGCCCCCAGGCUUGACCUUUUUCCACUUGAAAAUUUGUACUUUACACCAAAAAAUUCUUUAUGUACCAAAUAGCUUGCUGUUUAUUUGCAAUCACACUGCCCUUUUCCAGUGUCUGCAGUCAUUUUACAGAGGUUUUGAAUAGUUUGUUAUUUUGUAACAUUUUUGUAAUAAAAUUUUAAUUAAGAAUCAUAA